GCUGUGAAAAUCUGGAUAAAUAAGCUCAGCGCAGACCUGUUGGUCACACCUGUGCAGGCAGAAGGAGCUGAACACAUCACAUCAACAAAGGACAACAUGGUCACACAAAGACAGACGUACCUGGAGAAACCGUUUCUGCCGGCAGUGACAGUGCUGCUGCUUUUGGCUGCAGCAGGACAUUCUGCCGUGGUGAAUGAUAAUCUCCAAACCAAAGCAGCGCCUCUGUCAAACUCAUCUCUGACCACUCAGUUUAGCAACAGUGGCAUGGAGUUGCCUCAAGUCCUACCUUUACACAAGCCAUGUAGAAGCGAACAUGCUUCUUAUUGUGUAAACGGUGGCAAGUGCAUGUAUCCGCAAGACAGUGACAAACCUUCUUGCAUCUGCGCACCCUCGUACAGCGGGCCACGCUGCAUGCUUGCGGAACCAACUCGUGGUGUUACUAUGCUCGAUGUAGAGCAAGUCAUUGGCAUUGUUCUUGGGGUGUUCAUACUCAUCAUAUUUCUGGGGAUCGCAUUUUACUUGUUUGUCUACAAGAGGUGUACAGAAUCGACGGUGCCAAUAAAAUAUGUACCUGCUAAGACCUCGGUGUGAACUCUGCAGCUCACAUUUGCUCAUCCACCACCAUCUUCAACAUUUUCCCUUUCAAGAAAAGACAGACCACAGCAUUUCACAAGAGUGAAUCAUUUGCAAGUCUACAAAACAAAGAAGAUAAUGUAUAAAAAGCAAAAAAAAGAGAAUUUUUUUUUUCCUUUUGACAACAUUUAAAUGGAAACACUUGACUGUUACAAGAGGUUAUUAGCAAGGAAAGAGCAAGAUCUAUCAAAUCUAACGUUAAUUCUUUUUUUAAUGAUUGUUUUAUUUUCAUGUAAAGAAUAAGAAUGAAAAAAUGUAUAUAUUUAUUGUAAUAUUAUGUUAAGUAAAUUAUUAUAAAUUAUUAUUUUCUUGUAUUUAAAAAUUAGUUUUAAUAAAUUACAAAAGAUAUUUCUGUUAUUUGAAUUUCA
This is a messenger RNA of Oreochromis niloticus (Nile tilapia), 1001 nucleotides long. It is a transcript of the gene epgn, whose product is annotated as epithelial mitogen homolog (mouse). Lineage: Eukaryota; Metazoa; Chordata; Actinopteri; Cichliformes; Cichlidae. The transcript is spliced from 5 exons. Bases 97 to 591 code for a protein of 164 amino acids. Gene Ontology annotation, biological process: positive regulation of mitotic nuclear division; positive regulation of cell population proliferation; epidermal growth factor receptor signaling pathway. Gene Ontology annotation, molecular function: epidermal growth factor receptor binding; growth factor activity. The record is from RefSeq and is a predicted model, not a curated record.